UCUUUCCUGCAAAUCGAGCUGAGUUCCGCGGAGGUUUCCACUUUCAGCCUGAGGUAGUUCACACACUGAACCGACGAUGGUGACGCGAGCUGCGUUGUUGCUGCUCGGACUCGGAGUGUGCUCGUGCCGGGCAGAGAUCGCUCCACCCACCCUCAACAUCAGCCUGGACGAUGACCCAGAGGUGCGAUGGGUGCCUCUAACGGAAAUCUUUGACGCAGACUUUCUCAAAAAAGCCGCCGCAGAGGUCAUAGACUCCACUGUUCCAAAAUGGGUGCAUCAAGCAGUCAAACCCAUUGUAGUGGCCUUGGACAAGUACAUUCCCCAGCCUUACGCAGGGGAGAUCCGCGGCCUCGCAGAACACUUUGGAGGAAGCCUUUCAGAUAUCAUCAUUCUUAACUUUGCCUAUGAAGUAUCAGCAUUUUGCACCAGCAUCAUAGCCCAGGAUAAAAAGGGACACCUGUACCAUGGCAGGAACCUUGACUAUCCACAUUCGGUUUUGAGGAAUCUGACAGUCAACCUAGUUUUCCUCAAAAAUGGAGAGGUGGCCUACCGUGGAACUUCAUUUGCGGGCUAUAUUGGCCUGUGGACAGGACAGAGUCCUAACAAGUUUACUGUGUCUGGUGACCAGCGAGGCAGUGAACACUGGUGGAACUGGUGGAAGAAUUUGGUGUCUGCUUUCCUCUUUCGGAGAUCCCCAGUUAGCUGGCUAGUUAGGCAGACACUGGAGGAAGCAGAGGACUUUCAGGAUGCGGUCAUGCGUCUUUCCAAAAUCCCCAUCAUCACUGGGGUGUAUUACAUUGUGGGUGGUGUGCGAGCAGGGGAAGGGGCGGUCAUUACUCGAGACCGGACCGGCCCAGCUGAUAUCUGGCCCCUGGAUCCUGUUAAUGGAGAAUGGUACAGAGUGGAGACAAACUUUGACCACUCGCCCCCACCUGCCAGAGAUCAUCGAAGAGAAGCAGCAAACAUAGCACUAAAUGCUACUGGCCAAGACCACAUCAACAUAGAGACACUUUAUCAGGUUUUGUCUCUGUUUCCAGUGUGUAACGGAAUUACAGUUUACACAACAACAAUGAGUGCAGCUUCUGACACAUACAGUACACUUGUCAGGCCAAAGGGCUGCAGACCGACCUGAAAGACACAGAGCAGUCCACACACAGACUGAUGCUGCAGUGGCCUUCUGUUUCAGAACUUUAAAUUAUUUACUUAUCUGCAGGUUUCAUGAUAAUGUGGAGAUUGUAUGACAAAUGGAUAAGAGAGGGAAUUUUGAUUUCAACAUUUUUCGGAUGACAGUGCUCCUCGAUAUCUAAUAAAAAAAAUGUUGACAUUUUUGUCAUAUUGAUCUGGGUCCGUGUACGAAGUAUAAUUCAUUUGCAGUAGUUCAUGUUGUGAAAUAAAACAUGCCAGUUUAA
Labrus bergylta (ballan wrasse) is the source of this 1409-nucleotide messenger RNA. RefSeq names its product N-acylethanolamine-hydrolyzing acid amidase. Gene Ontology annotation, biological process: fatty acid metabolic process. Gene Ontology annotation, cellular component: lysosome. Gene Ontology annotation, molecular function: fatty acid amide hydrolase activity. NCBI's taxonomy places the organism in Eukaryota, Metazoa, Chordata, Actinopteri, Labriformes, Labridae. The record is from RefSeq and is a predicted model, not a curated record.